This is a messenger RNA of Didymodactylos carnosus, 237 nucleotides long. NCBI's taxonomy places the organism in Eukaryota, Metazoa, Rotifera, Eurotatoria, Philodinida, Philodinidae. The record is from the annotation of a GenBank genome assembly.
AUGGCCGAAAUCGGGGCUCCUACGAAAACGCUUAUAGCUCCUGAAUGGAACAAGCUAGGAAGAAAUGUUCCAAAAGAUAUGAAAAAUAAUAAAAUAUUAAAAGAUAUAUUUUCUGGAUUAAAUAAUCAAUAUUUAGAAUUAAUUAAACAUUUAUUAGACUAUUCACAACUAAUUACAAUGAUAAAAAAAUAUGAUUUAUAUAGUCAUAAUGGUCGACGACAUUUUUUGGAAUUAUGA